Messenger RNA from Lachancea fermentati, 924 nucleotides. Lineage: Eukaryota; Fungi; Ascomycota; Saccharomycetes; Saccharomycetales; Saccharomycetaceae. The record is from the annotation of a GenBank genome assembly.
AUGUCUGACGAGAUCAUUUGGCAAGUGAUCAAUCAACAAUUCUGCACCUACAAGCUGAAAACGGACAAGGGACAAAAUUUCUGUCGUAAUGAAUAUAAUGUGACAGGUUUUUGUUCGAGACAAUCCUGCCCUCUAGCAAACGCCAAGUAUGCCACGGUAAAAUCUGUGGAUGGAAAACUGUACUUGUAUAUGAAAACCGCUGAAAGAGCUCAUACCCCUGCCAAACUGUGGGAAAGGAUUCGGUUAUCCAAAAAUUAUUCUAAAGCAUUGAAGCAACUUGACGAUCAUCUUUUGUACUGGAAUAAGUUCUUGAUCCACAAAUGCAAACAAAGACUCACGAGGCUGACGCAAGUAGCUAUUACAGAAAGACGUAUGGAAUUGAGAGAGGAAGAAAGACAUUAUGUUGGUAUUGCUCCGAAAGUCAAGAGAAGAGAAGAAAACAGAGAGCGCAAGGCCCUAGCAGCAGCAAAGAUUGAGAAGGCUAUCGAAAAAGAAUUAUUGGAAAGAUUAAAGAGUGGCGCAUACGGUGAUAAGCCAUUAAAUGUAGAUGAGAAAAUUUGGAAGAAGGUUUUGGGUCAUGUCGAAGAUGAGCAAGAAGACCAAGAAGAUGAAGAGUUUGAUGAAGAGGAGGAAAGCGAUGUCGGUGAAGUUGAAUACGUCGAAGAUGAUGGCGAUGAAGAUAUGGUAGAGGUUGAAGAUCUCGAAAGGUGGUUAGAUGGCUCAGACAUUUCUGACGACAGCGAGUCCGAUGACGAUGACGAUGACGAUGAGACUGAUGACUCGGAUAGUGAUGAUAGCGACACAGAGGGCUCUUCAUCUAGCAAACGCAAGAAGCCGGCUACUGCUAGCAGAAAGAAACGUCCAAGGGUUGAGAUUGAAUAUGAAGAAGAGACUCAACCUGCUCAUCAGGAGCUCGCGCAUUGA